GCCCGAGGUGUGAGCCCCUCUUCUUGACAGAGCCCAGCGGCCGGCGCGCGCGUGCACCGCGCUGACACAGCUCUCGGUCGAGCGGUCGCCUCGCUUCCGCGCGCGAAGCGGCGGCGGCGCGCCGCGCGGCGUGGCUCGGGCGCGGCGGCGCAGCGACCGCCAUGGCCCUCGGCGCCCAGCCCAAGCUGGCCGCGGGCGGCAUCCUGUCGCUGAUGAUCGUGGGCCUCGUGUCCCUCUUCCAGAGCGUCGGCGUCCUCUUCGGCACGUCCUGCCUCUUCAGCCUCGUGCUCAUCGUCGUCUUCCUCACGUCCGAGGGGUCGCCCCUGCUCUACGCGCAGGAGGCCGAGAACCGGUUCUGGACCGUCGUCGCCAUGCUGCUGAGCAGCGCCGUCUUCUUCUCCGAGGACAGCCCGCUGCGCAUCGGCAACCACAGCCCCGUGCUCGGCGUGACCUUCGUGUCGAUCUUCACGCUCUGGAUCUCCUGGUACGACCGGUGGCUCCGGCGGCGGCGGCUCGUGCGGACGCCCCACUUUAGCCGGCAGCGGAGCCGCGAGUCGCUGCGGCCGGACCUCGACGAGCAGAUCCAGGCGCUCGCGCGCGUCGACGACGCGCUGAUGCGCCUGGACCACUACUACAUCCCGUCGACGAUCACGCGGCUCUGGCGGCGGCGCGAGACCGUGCGGCUGGAGCGCUUCAUCAUCGAGACGCUCCAGGACGCGACGGCGGACGAGUUGAAUUCGCUGCUCCGCCGCGUGAAGCUCGGGCUCCUCGUCUACAAGCUCAAGGACGAGGGCGGGUCCGUGAGCCGGGAGGCGGGGACCGAGGACAACUGGCGCAAGCGGAGCCCGUCCUACUACUGGACGUCGAGCCGGGAGGCGCGCGGCGCGCGCACGGAGCUCGUCGACCUGCUCGCGGUGCAGCGCGUCGCGGACCUCAACGUCCACUCGCGCGUCGUGCUGCUCGACGCGCUCCAGCAGAUGCCGCUGGCCGCCUGCCCGGGGCGCGCCGAGCUCUGGGUGCGCAACGUGAUCUUGUGGACCAAGGGCGACGAGCUCACGGAGCUCAAGACGCUCUGCGACCUCAAGGGCGACGUCCACAGCCUCCACCGCCUGGUGUACCACGACAUCAGCCAGGGCCACGUGCGCCGCGAGAUCCUCAAGCACAUCCAGCGCGAGGCGUCCGUGCACGCGGCGCACCGGCUCCUGUCGACGAGGAUCUCGCGGCUCCGGUCCGCGCGGCGCGGCGACCGCAAGGUCCUGAGCGACAUCGACGACACGCUGAUGAGCAGCGGCGGCGUCUACCCGGCGGGCAUCGACCGGCGCUGGCCCCGCAAGGCCGUCUACCCGGGCGUGCUCGCGUUCUUCCGGGAGCUGGAUUUGGGCGCGGCGGGCGAGCGCGACGGCGAGCAGCUCACGUUCGCGCCGUCGGCGCCGUCGGGGCGCCUGGGGAACCUCGUCUUCCUGAGCGCGCGGCCCCACGUCUUCGGCGACCUCGCGGAGCGGUCGUCCUACGCCAAGUUCACGCACCUGCUCCAGUCGCGGCGGCUCCACGCGAUGCCGACGAUGCUCACGGGCGACCUGAAGACGGGCGGCGAGAUGAUGCUCCGGGGCGACAUGGAGCCCUUAGCGCAGAAGAAGGCGCAGAACUUCCUCGAGUUCCAGUCGCUCUACCCGGAGUUCGACUUCGUCUUCGUCGGCGACAACGGGCAGGGCGACGCGCGCGCCGCGGAGCUCAUGGCCGCGGCGUCGAACCCGCGCGGCGGCAAGCUCGAGCGCGCCUACAUGCACGUCGUCCAGCCCAUCGACCGCACGCACCGGGGCCGCCACCACGAGGACGCGCACAGCGCGCGCGCGGCCUGGGACAAGGCGGGCGUCUGCUUCGUCGAGACGUUCGUCGACGCGGCCAUCGACGCGACGCAGCACAAGCUCAUCGGGCCCCGGGGGCUGCGGCGCGUCGGGCUGGCGGCGAAGCUCGACUUCGAGCUCGUGCAGUGGGAGAAGAACGACCGCCGCAUCGACUACCGGCGCGUCGAGCUCGACGACGCGCUCCGGCGCUGCAACCGCGUGCUCGUGAAGAAGUACGGCCUCGACCCCGUGCCCCUCUGCGAGCCGACGGCGAUCCCGUCGUCGCCCUACGACCAGCGGCCGAGGACGAAGCUCCCCGCGCCGGGCUCGGCCGUGCGGACGCCCUUCGGCGGCGGCAUCCUCCUCCGCAGCCGCAAGGACGGCGUCGCCGAGGUCGCGCUCGACUGGCGCCUCCAGGACAACGAGCCCGCCUACGGCUUCUUCAACGCCAGCGCCAUCUCCACGCCCACCCGCUCUCCAACCAUGGGCGGCGGCAACUCGAAGGCGGACCUCGCGGACAUCCUCGUCAUGCUGUCGCAGAGCGACGUCAGCCCGGACGCGCACGACUUCUGGGACGAGCUCUGGAAGCUGAGCACGACGCCCGAGGACGUCUUCGAGCUGAUCAGCCCCGACGACGUGCGGCAGCUCAAGCGGGAGCGGCCGGAGAACGUCGUGACGCUCUUCACGCAGGCCGUCGCGCAGCUCUGCCAGAUCGUGCACACGCCCGUGCCCAUGUAUUUCGGCCAGGCGUCGAACUGCCUGCGGAUCCUGACGCGGCUCCUGCCGUUCCUCCUGGAGGACGGCGGCGACGACUUCUGCGAGCAGCUGUGCUGGGGCGUCGAGGAGCCCGAGGAGGGCCGGGGCGAGGGUGGCGAGGAGGAGGACGGCGGCGCCGAGCCCCUGGCGCGGCUCAUCGUGCACGCGGCGCUCCACCUGCUCUUCCUGCCGGCGUUCACCGUCGACGCCACCGCGUUCGAGGGCGAGGCCGAGGACGCGCCCGUGCCCGCGCGCGCGCUCUGGGCGCCGGGCCUGGGGUGCCCGCCGGACGUCGUGCCGACGUCGUCCGUGGCCUUCGACCGGAACCGCGUCGAGGUGCUCCGGCUCCUGCUCGCGGCGUCGUGCGAGCCGCUCUACGAGUCCGCGGACGGCUUCGACCGCUGGAGCUCGCGCUGGCUCGGCGUCGCGACGGCGCCGGACGCGCCCAACGCGAAGCUGCUGCUCUACUCGCUGCUCAACGUCGUCUGCGGCUACGACCCCAUCGGCCUCGGCGUGCCCUACGGCGGGCACUUGUCCGACGAGGCGCCGACGCAGGCGGUCUACGCGGCGGCGCAGGUGCUCAUCGCUUUGUUGGACUACGGCGAGUCGCCCAAGGUCGGGCCCCAUCCGGAGGGGCGGCGCAACGUCUUCCGCGAGCUCCUGGGGGAGAUCGACGACCCGGACUACCUCGAGUUCCUCUUCGAGGGUUUGUGCCGGCUGCUCAACAACGUGCACGAGGCGUUGAACACGACCCUGCCCGGGUCCCUGAGCCAGAUCGAGUGCUACCAGGAGGUGCUCGUGAUCCUCUGGAAAUUGCUGGAGGAGAACGACCACUUCGCGCCCCACGCGCUCCGCGAGUGCGACGUCACGCGCGCCGUCGUGCCCGUCGCGUUCCUCAUGUACGAGGCGCGCAAGGACGCGGCGCGCGUGGGCCUGGUGCACAUCUGCACCUUCGUGCUGCUGAAGCUGAGCGGCGAGCGGAGCUUCUGCGUGGCGCUGAACAAGCCCUACGAGGCGCGCCUGCCCGCGGACCUGCCGCUCUUCUCGGGGUCGCACGUCGACCUGCUCGUCGUCGUGCUCCACAAGAUGGUCGUCAACGGCGGCGACCGCCUCGCGCCCCUCUACAACUGCUUCCUGACGGUGCUGUGCAACCUGAGCCCCUACGCCAAGUGCAUCGACCUCGUGGCCGCGGUGAAGCUCGUGAACCUCUUCGAGCUCUUCACGUCGCCGAAAUUCCUCUACGCGGCGGAGGCGAACCACGUCUACGUGAGCCUGCUCCUCGAGCUCUUCAACAACGUCAUCCAGUACCAGUACGGCGGCAACGCCCACCUCGUCUACGCCAUCGUCCGCCGCAAGCCCGUCUUCGACGCGCUCGAGCAGCUCACGCUGCCGCGCGCGAUCACCGCCGCCGUCGAGCGCGAGCACGCGCGCCGCGGCGCCGCGAAGCCCGCGCCGUCCCAAACGCCGCCGGCGCCGCCGGCGAACGGCGACGCGUCGGACGCGCCGCCGGCGCCGCCGGUGCCCCACGGCGCGGAGCCCGACGCGGACGAGGACGCGGCGGCGGAGCGCGCCGCGGAGCUCAAGGCGCUGCCGGGCACGGCGGCCUUCGUGCCGAGCCAGGACUGGCUCGACCGCGUCAAGGCCGAGCUGCCCCUGUCGACGAUCAUGCGCCUCCUGAAACACCUCGGCCCCCAGAUCGACGAGCUCUGCGCGCGGUCCGAGUUCAGCCUCGACGAGGCCGCGAUCCUCGACUUCAUCAAGAACACGACCAUGGUCGGCCUCCUCCCCGUGCCCCACGCCAUCGUCAUCCGCAAAUACACGCCCAACACCUUCACCUCCCUCUGGUUCACCGCCUUCCUCUGGGGCGUCAUCUUCCUCCAGAACCAGGUCCUCCCCCUCUUCGACGGCAACUCCAUCCGGCUCUUCACCGUGUCCGUGGUAAAUGCGUGCUGCUUCUCGGGGGCGGAGGGAGUCGAGGCCACGUCGUCGCUGACCAUCCAGCAGCAGCCGCGCUCCGAGGACGACGGCGACGAGACCGUCUGCUGCGGCAUCUUCGAGAAGGACGAGGAGGACGUCGAGUUUGGGUGUGUUGUCGGCCCGGUCCUCCUAUCCGUCCUCAUCGUGGUCUGCGGCACCGCCAGCACGAUCACGAGCAAGCUCCAGUACGAGGUCCGGUCCGCGGGCUUCGUCCAGUGCAAGUACCACGACGACGACGGCCACGCGGACGACGACCUCACGCGGCGCGAGUGCUUGUUCACCAAGCCCUGGUUCCAGACGCUGGUCAUGAAGAUCGCCAUGUCGACGUGCCUCGUCAUCUCCAUGGUCGCCAAGUACUUCAACAAGCGCGCCAAGGCCGCGUCCGCGCCGAGCGACCCGGAGCUCGGCGCGGGCCUCCUCGGCGGCGAGAAGCGGGCCGCGGCGGGCGAGCCGACGAUCAAGUCCAUCAUCUUCAUCGCCAUCCCCGCGCUCACGGACCUGCUCCAGACGGUCCUGAGCCAGGCGGGCCUCAUCUGGGUGAGCUCGUCGGCGUACCAGAUGACGCGCGGCUCCGUCAUCGUCUUCACCUGCGCGCUCUCCGUGCGCUACAUGGGCAAGAAGAUGGAGGCCGUCCACUGGGUCUCCGUGAUCAUCGUCUGCCUCGCGAUCGUCGUCGUCGGCGUGAGCGGCGUCUUCGGCGCGUCCGACUCCGGCGGCUCGUCCGCGGGCGAAUACAUCCUCGGCCUCCUGCUCAUCCUCCUGGGCCAGGUCGUCGGCGCCGUGCAGUUCGUCCUCGAGGAGUGGCUCAUGAACGAGUGCGACGUCACGCCGACGCUGCUGGUCGGCUGGGAGGGCGUCUGGGGAGUCGGCUACUUCCUCAUCCUCGCGCCCGUGCUCUCGUACACGCCGACGGUCAACGACGACGGCGAGCUCGCGUCCGCGUCGACGAUCUGGCACGAGAACUUCGCCGAGACCUGGGACCAGCUCAAGAACUCGACGGACCUCAUUAUUCUGACCAUCGCGUCCAUGGUCGCGCUCCUCGUCUACAACCUCGUCGGCAACAUGGUCACGAAGCAGCUCUCCGCGAUCAUGCGCUCCAUCCUCGAGUCGUGCCGCACGCUCGGCGUCUGGGUCACGUCCAUCGUCAUCUACUACGGCUGGCACGACUCCAAGAGCGGCGAGGAGUGGACCAACUGGUCCUACCUCGAGUUCGUCGGCUUCGUCCUGCUGGUCUACGGCACGGUCGCGUACAAGGAGAUCCUGCCCAUCCCGGGCAUCUCCAAGACCGCGCCGUCCGAGGCCGAACAGUAG
Molecule: messenger RNA, 5888 nt
Organism: Aureococcus anophagefferens
Lineage: Eukaryota; Pelagophyceae; Pelagomonadales; Pelagomonadaceae
Exons: 6
Coding region: 162-5888 (1908 amino acids)
Cellular component (GO): membrane; Golgi trans cisterna; Golgi medial cisterna
Source: RefSeq, a predicted model, not a curated record